Molecule: messenger RNA, 1532 nt
Organism: Wallemia mellicola CBS 633.66
Lineage: Eukaryota; Fungi; Basidiomycota; Wallemiomycetes; Wallemiales; Wallemiaceae
Exons: 4
Coding region: 96-509 (137 amino acids)
Source: RefSeq, a predicted model, not a curated record
CUGGUUUGGCUGACAGGCUCUACUGCGAAAACAGUUGUUCGUAAUAAACAGCGAGGAGCUCAAUAAAUAACUAAAACUACGCGCGAAAAUAAAGAAUGCCAAAAGCAGACACGAAACCACGCGCCAACACCAAGAAAGCCGCAAAGCCAAAGAAGGAUGAGAAUGCACCAAAGAGAGCACUCUCCGCAUACAUGUAUAUGUCACAAGAACACCGCGCAGAGGUAAAGAAAGAGAAUCCAAACAUCUCCUUCGGUGAAGUUGGCAAGGUUCUUGGCGCCAAAUGGAAGGAGAUGAGCGCAGAAGAGAAGAAACCAUACGAAGAACAAGCUGCAGCUGAUAAGGAGAGAUACGAGAAGGAGAAGAAGGAGUACGAAGCUUCAAAAGACCAAAAGAAGGAAGACGACGACGAGGAAGAAGAAGAGGAGAAGCCAAAGAAGUCAAAGAAGAAGUCACCACCAAAGAAGGAGGAAUCUCCUGCUAAGGAAGAUGCCUCUGAGGAUUCUGAAUAAGUUCCUGCAACUCAAACUGCUUUCAUCUGCUAAACAACGAAUUAAUUCAAGGUAUAUCUUUACUCCUACUAUCGUGUGUACUAAAUUGACUGUUAUACAAAUUUAUUCAUUACAUCUUUAUCUUCGAGAGAUCCUCUGUUAGACUAUCUAUCAAGUUGAAUUCCUUCGCUUUCUCUUGUCUUUCAGUUUCGUAUAACUCCAUUAAUUCGCCUUUCCAUCCGCAUUCCUCUGCGAGGUUGACAACAACAUCAUCUACUUUCCCUUUGCAGAAGAUAUCUCUUGAGCCUUCAUCAAAACUGAAACCACCGCCUUCGUAAACACCAGCUUGUUCCAAAUUCAAGAGUGCUCUUGGUGUAUCACCACCAACAAAACUUAUCAAUGAAGCAAAUGGGUUGACUUUAAGUGAUGUACCCAAGACAAUCAGGAGAUCGCAGUGGUUGAAGUCAUCAUCAAGCUUGUCAAAGAAGUUCCUAGGAAGCGCUUCACCAAAGAAGGUUAUCUUAGAAGUAAUCAGUCGUUGAUUACUUUCUUAUAUUCUACUCACAUCGGGUUUAACAAAAGCGUUUUUGUCAUCAGCGCAACCAACUUCUUGACACACCGGUAUCUCGGAUCUCAUUACGCAGCUCUUGACAUACUCUCCAUCACUCAGUUCUUUGCAACUUACACAGCGCGCUUUCGCAAAUGAACCGUGAGCCUCUACCAUUAGAUCAUCCGAGACACCAGCAACCCUUUCAAGUGUAUCUAUAUUCUGUGUGAACACUCUCUUCAGUAAUCCUUUAUUCUCUAAUAGUUUAAAGAAAUAGUGUGUAAUCGUAGGCAAGAAUGAACCUGGAUAGAGCUCUUUAGCCAGUGCGUAAAAUGGCUUCGGUUGUUCUCUGAAGAAAUCUAUAUCAAAUACGGCUUCAGGAUAUGGUAAAUUGUACUGUUGCAAGUUUGCAUAUAAACCUGUAUUAGGUGAUCUGAAAUCAGGUAGACCUGCACUUGUAGAUACACCAGCACCAGCCAUGAUGAUAACUUUCUUAG